AUAAACAGCAGCCCACACAACACUUCUCAACAGAGACGACAAGCACUUUGAUGACAUCAGCGCGGCGCGGCGGCGCACCUCUCCACAGAGAUGACAACCGCUCUGUAAACAUCGCAACAAGGCGACGGCUUGCCGCUUCGCUAACAGAGAUGACAGGCCUUUUCUCUUCUCUUCGAUCGACGUCAGCUAAGCGGAUCCGUUGUGCACCGGGUGCACACAUGGCACACCACCGCCGCGGCGACGAGGACGACCGCGGGCCCGGAGCAGCCUACCAGGCCUUUGUGGCCAUGGAGCGUUUGCUGGACAAGCUGCACAUUUUAAACUACCAAGACGAAGUCCUGGCCAAACACAACAUGAGGAACUUGACCAGGCAUUACUUUGUGUCCAGUCCCUACCUGGAGUCCAACCCGGGGGAGCAGUUCUACAUGUUCACCAUCAUCGCGGCGUGGCUCAUCAACGCGGCGGGGAGGCCGUUCGACGAGCGCGUGGAGUACGGCGAACCCAGCGCCACCAUGUCGGACAUUCUCGCCGAACUGCGAGCGUUUGGCGUCCGGGUGGACUUCCCGCCCUCCAAACUCCUGUCGGGUUCGGGCGAGUAUGUGUGCUUCGUGUUGGACAGGCUAGCCGAGGAGGCGCUUAAGAAGAGGGGCUUCUCUUUCCGGAGUCCGAAGUACGCGAGAGAAGACUCGGAAGAACCGUUUGCGGUGGAGGAAGACAUCGAGCUUCACGUCGAGGAGGAGGUGAUAGAGGAGCUGGACGACGACGAGGAGCACGCUCUGGACCUGGAGGCCUUGAAAUUACGAAGCGCUCAGCCCGAAGCCAAGAUGUCCUGCGUCAACACGGAGAUCCUGCAGUCCAUGGUAGACGCGGCGGAAUGGUACCUGGAAGUGGAGCGCGUCCUCCCGCAGCUCAAAGUCACCGUCAAGAACGACAACAAGGACUGGAGGAUCCACGUGGAGCAGAUGCACCGGCACCGGGACGCCAUCUCGUCCUCGUUCAAAGAGGCAAAAGGCUAUCUGGAGAGGCUACAGGAGGACAUCGGGAAGACCUUGGAGAAGGUCCGCAGUCGCGAGAAGUACAUCAACAACCAGCUGGAGCACUUGAUCCAGGAGUACCGCAACGCUCAGGCUCAACUGGGCCAGGUCAAGGAACAGUACCGGCAAGCCAGUGAGGGACUGACGGAGAAGGCGCGCGUCCUGGCCGAGAUGGACGACGAGCUGAAGCGGGUGAAGCAGGAGACGGAGGAGAGGAACAGUAGCGUGUCGGACGGCGCGCCCCUCGUCAACAUCAAGCGCUGCAUGGCCGCCCAGAAGCAGGAGAUGGUCCAGCUGGAGAAAAUGAUCGCCAGCCAACGUUUGCAGAUGAAGAAAUCCAACAGUUUACGGGACACGCACGCCGCCGUCUUUCCGGAGCAAACGUACUUUUCACACCACUCGCACACGUGGACUUGGGAUUCUUGAAACUUGGCCAAAUCCUUUGAGAAAUGUCUUAUUUUGACAAGGAGGUGGGACACCCAUUAACUCGGGUACUUCAUUCAUUUAUGCAACACUGGUUUCAUUUUAUUUUUUUAAACUCUGGCAACUCUACAUUAUAUUAAUGUAUAUAAACCAGUGAUGCCCAACUUUUUGGGAGCCAAGGAAUCUCAUCGCACACCAGCAAACACAAAUGACACCAAAAGUUGACAACGCUGGAAAAAAACAAAAGGGCUGUUGGCAAAAGAUGAUAGUUUUGCUCCUCAAUUUUUCCAUAUCUGUACGAUCCGAAAUCAUGAUAGUCUCAUCUCAAUUUAGCCACAAAAAUCCUUGAAUU
Hippocampus zosterae (dwarf seahorse) is the source of this 1809-nucleotide messenger RNA. Its product is annotated as intraflagellar transport protein 57 homolog. Lineage: Eukaryota; Metazoa; Chordata; Actinopteri; Syngnathiformes; Syngnathidae. Bases 51 to 1460 code for a protein of 469 amino acids. Gene Ontology annotation, cellular component: cilium; Golgi apparatus; intraciliary transport particle B. The transcript has a single exon. Gene Ontology annotation, biological process: intraciliary transport; non-motile cilium assembly. The record is from RefSeq and is a predicted model, not a curated record.